AGUGAGAACUGUCUUCACAUGCACUCAAGCCACUCAGGGAGACAUAAUACAGAGAUUUGUCUUGUUGGCCACAUUAUGGACUCCAUAAUGCCACUAUCAAAAUUGCAAUAUGUUUGGAAUGACAAAUAUGCAAACUAAUAUUGGACAGCAUUGUUUUUUGUUUUUAAAAUCAGUUUUUUAUAGAUGGCAGGAGGAAUCAUCUUCUCGUACGAUGACCUGUGGGAUCCAGACUAUUACAGGCUCCAUCCACUCGUCUGUCACCUGUGUCAUGAGCAAUACCACCAACCAUGUCUUCUGGACUGCUACCACAUCUUCUGUGCCAGUUGUCUGCGUGGCAGGGCCAAUGACAAUCACCUCAAUUGCCCCCUCUGUGGAUACCCCUCAGUCGUGAUGGGCACAAAUGCACUUCCCCCAGAGGACCGUUUGCUGAGGUUCCUGGUGGAUAAUUCUACAGACAAUGUAGUACAGUGUGCUAACUGUGAUAUGAAAUGCAAAGCGCAGGACGCUGGAGCAAUGUAUUACUGUAACACCUGCAGUCAGCCACUGUGUGGAGAGUGCAGAGAGCUCACACACAAAGCCAGGAUGUUUUCCCAGCAUGAUAUUGUGUCCCUGGCCAAACGCACCAAAGAGUGGCACCGCAAGUGCUCGCUCCAUGAAGAGAUGUACAUCAUGUUUUCGACAGAGAAAAAGUCCAUGCUGUGCAUCAAGUGUUUCAGAGACAUGCCAAUUGAGAAUCGUACCCACUGCAUUGACAUUGAGACUGCAUAUGGGCAGGGAUGUGAAAUACUGGAUCAAGCUGUUCUGGCAGUAAAGGAGCUGCAGGUAUCAGUGCGAGAGGCCAUCGUAUUGCUGAAGGCCAUGCUGGGUGAAGUGCGGACACAUGCAGAAGAGGAGGAAAGUGCUAUCUGUACACAGUUCAACAAUAUUCAGGAAAAACUCGCAGAGAGAAAAAAGGCCCUCUUAAAAGCUGCUGAAAGUCAACAUGAAGAGAAGGAGAAGGCACUAAGGGAACAACUUUCUAACUUGUCCACCCUCCUGCCAACUCUUCAGGUGCACCUGGUCACCUGCUCCGCAUUUCUCGGCUCAGCCAAUAAGUACGAGUUCUUAGAUAUGGGAUAUCAGUUGAUGGAGAGACUGUGUAGCAUUGUAAAGCUACCUCACAAGUUCCGCCCUGUCCAAAGUAGCAAGAUAAACACAGACUACCAUGCUGAGUUUGCCCGCUGUCUGGAGCCUCUUCUGUUGCUGGGCCAGUGGAGACCUGGCUCUGUGACUGGAGGAACUGCCUUGAGUUACAGGCUGUCGGCUCUGUCUAUGUCGUGCCCGUCCACAUCUCUAAGUGAAAUGCCUUUUGGCCGCAGGCCCACCUUUCACAGAUACAUUUGUACUAAGGUGCUGCUGGCCGAGGGCAGAGAGUCACCCUUUACCGAGCACUGCCGCAACUUUGAGAAGAGCUACAGGGUUCUUCAGACAGAAGUCCAGAGGCUGAAGGAUGAGGUUCAGGAGAUGCACAGAGACCUAACAAAACAUCACUCUCUCAUCAACACGGACACCAUGGAUGAGAUCCUGGAAAGGUCUCUACUCAUUGAUGAACAGAUCGCGUCUCAGUACUCUGCCGUGCAGACCCAGAGGGCCGUAUUUGAGGAGAUUUGGGAUGUGACCUUUCAAAGAGUAACCAAUGAGCAAGAGAUCUAUGAAGCACAGCUUCAUGACCUUCUGCAGCUGAAGCAAGAAAAUACCUACUUGACAACCAUUGCACGACAAAUUGGACCCUACAUCUUAUCCAUAGCAAAAGUGAAAGAGCGUCUGGAACCCAGGUUUCAAAAGCCUGAGGAUGAUCGCAUGGACACUAUAGUUGAGGAUAAUGCAAAUGCUACUGAACAACACAGCUGCAAUGAGAAGAUUUGCUCAGCAGUCUAUGACAGAGACUCUCUUAUCCUGCCGCCUGGUGAGACACUACUAAAAAGCAGUGACUUUUGUUGGAAAGGAAAGCCGAUAAAUAUUAAUCUAUAGCUGCCACUAUAGAGCUGCAUGUAUGGACGAUGUCAUCACAUGAACAUGGGGCUUUACAGUAACUGAAAAAUAAGAAGGACGUGAAUGGAAUAUAUGUUUCAUUAUGUUUAUGGAAUGUUUUAAAUCAAAUGGACCUUAGCUAUAAACCGAAUUCAUCGGAUGGAGCAUAAAUGUUUCACAGUCAGGUGGAUUGUGACUUUUCUUUUUUGUUGGUAUUUUGCAUUUAGUUCAAAAGCAUUUCUUUGAAAAAUAAAUAUUUUGUCUUUACUGUCACUUUUGAUCAAUGUAAUGCAUCCUUGCUGAAUGAAAGUAUUGAAUACAGUUAUAUUCAACCCAGA
This is a messenger RNA of Megalobrama amblycephala (Wuchang bream), 2348 nucleotides long. It is a transcript of the gene rnf207a, whose product is annotated as ring finger protein 207a. NCBI's taxonomy places the organism in Eukaryota, Metazoa, Chordata, Actinopteri, Cypriniformes, Xenocyprididae. Bases 184 to 2010 code for a protein of 608 amino acids. The transcript is spliced from 18 exons. The record is from RefSeq and is a predicted model, not a curated record. Gene Ontology annotation, molecular function: transmembrane transporter binding; Hsp70 protein binding; zinc ion binding. Gene Ontology annotation, biological process: regulation of heart looping; regulation of cardiac muscle contraction. Gene Ontology annotation, cellular component: perinuclear region of cytoplasm.